GCGGAUCAUGUACAGAUCAGAUCAACAACUAUACUUGCAACUGUGUGCCUGGAUACACUGGACGCAAUUGUACCUUAGCACCAACAACCCCAGCACCUGAUCAAACAAUGUAUCCUUAUGGCCCCGAUGCAGAAGACAACGAAGAUACUAGAUACUACACAAACUCAAGAUGUUUUGGAUCUAUUUAUCUUGGUUUCAAAGGUUUUCCUUUUUACGGGAAAAGGCACUACACUUUGUAUGCUUGUCGCAAUGGUUUGAUAUCAUUUGAGCAGCCCUGGUACCGAUGGUGGCCCUCCAAGUUUGGACAAUACUACUUUAGUGGCAAACCAUUGUUGGCCCCAUACUGGUCUCUGAUAAGCAAGAAAGCAUUCCGACAAGGGAUUUCUAAGUUAUACUACCAGAUCUACCAAAAAGAUAGUGGAAAGACAAGCAUCCUUACAAGAGCAACAAAUGAUGUCAAAAAGUACUGUAAAGAACAUUCUCUUCCAACUGAGUUUGGAAAGGCAUCAUGGGUCAUGGUUAUCACGUGGGUUAGGUUACGUCACUGGUACUCAGAAUGGCAGAAAAACCUCAAAUAUUUGCUUUUUAAUAUUUCUUAUUUCUUAUUAAAUCGAUACUUAGAACACUGUUUCAAUGAUAGAUGCANAUAUAGUACAAUAUCAUUAAGUACUACAACAUCAUCAAGUACCACAGCCAUGUCAACAGUUCCAAAACCAUCAAGUACUCCUACGUCUUUGGAUGGUUCAACAUCAUCAAGUACUCCAAAAUCGUCAAGUAUCAAAACCAUGUCAAGAGUUCCAACUACAUCAAGUACUCCAACGUCAUUGUAUGCUUCAAUAUCAUCAAGUACUCCAACGUCUUUGGAUGGUUCAACAUCAUCAAGUACUCCAAAAUCGACAAGUAUCACAACCAUGUCAAGAGUUCCAAUAACAUCAAGUACUCCAACGUCAUUUGAUAUUUCAACAUCAUCAAGUACUCGAACAUCAUCAAGUGCCACAACCAUGUCAAGAGUUCCAACACCAACAAGUACUCCAACGUCAUUUGAUGGUUCAACGACAUCAAGUAAUGUAACAUCACCAACUACUACUUCAACAUCAUCAAGUACUCCAACAGUGUUAAGCACUCCAACGCCAUUAGCACCAACAACCCCAGCAGCUGAUCAAAUGAUGUAUCCUUAUGGCCCCGAUAAAGGAGAUUACGAAGACAAAAGAUACUACACCUCCUCAAGAUGUUUUGGAUCUAUUUACCUUGGUGUUAAAGGUUUUCCUUUUUUCGGGAAAAGGCACUACAUGUUUUUUAACUAUGAGAAUUUCUUGACCGCAAGUGGAAUUCCGGUGGUUGGGUUUAAUGCUGGAGACUUCAAGGGCCACUAUUAUAACCAUCCACGCUCUGGGAGCGUCACUGUUGUAGAAAUCGACAGCUUAGAAGGAAUCAAUGUCUUCAAAAGAGAAAACACUCAGUCUUUUGAAGUAAGUCCUAAUGGCAUUCGCGGGAGAAUCUUUUUGCGUUUAGAUGAAUCACGAGGUAAAACUCCCAGAAUGGAAUGCAUCGACUGGUACUACAGCCAAUCAGAUGUCUACUGGUACGUGACUCGUGUCUUGCCGCCUUGUCCGUGCACUUAUUGGCAAGCACGAAGAGAUAGGCGUUUCUUUCUCUACAAAUGGGAAUGGCCGCGUGUUUGUUUCUACUCUUCUUUUCMCACACAAUACGGCUGGGGUCAGGAGUGUUGCUACAAGUUCUUCACAUGGCGCAGUUGGUGGUGGRGYUGGUGGUGGAGAUCCUUUUUGGCUGUAGGGUACCCUGAUGGCGGUWAUGCUCACAGACAUGAUAUAAAUCCCUACCAACAAUGCUGUGUCCAUAGCAACUUGUGCAGCUUAUACCAGCAACGCCGACCAUCAGAUACGUGUUGGCGUUAUAUCCCUCCAAGAUGGAGUUGGUUUUGGGGAGACCCUCACUUCGUUACCCUUGAUAACAAAAACUAUACAUUCAAUGGUCUUGGUGAGUAURUCAUGCUYGAUGCCAAAGACGGACAUUUCCAGCUACAAGCGAGGACAAAGCCUGCCAARGGUGAAGGGACGGCUACYGUAUUCUCUGGUGCUGUUGCCAAGGAAACAAAUACAAGUACAGUGCAGGUCACUUUAAGYGAUUCUGAUACAAUUGAAGUUCGCAUAGACGGUCAACCAUUUAACAUCAGUGGUCUGACUAAUUCCUCAAAACGACUUAACGGAUCAGUGACUGUAUUAAAGCCSGAACCAAACUGUUUUGAAAUGGCUUUUCCAUCUGGAAUGUCAGUUAGAAUCUGUGAAAAACUUCAACAGCUUUCCAUUGUCGCCGCUGCACCGGAUUCGUUUAAAAAUCACACGAAAGGUCUUCUGGGAACUUGGAAUGGUGAUAGUGAAGACGACUUUACAUUGCCUAAUGGGACGGUGCUUCCUGGGUCUAGCUCUGGAAGAGACAUCCACUAUAAAUUUGGAUUAGCUUGGCAAGUAACCAACGAAACAUCUCUGUUCAAGUAUGAACCAGGAGAGAACGUUCAAUCGUUUACGAAUGCUUCCUUCAAGCCAAUGUUUUUAGACGACRAAUUAACGUUUGCAAAUGAUUCACUAAGAAAGCAGGCUGAGGAGCUUUGUCAGGGCGACAUAAGUUGCAUGUUUGAUGUGGCAUCCACCAGAGAUCUUGAAGUGGGACAAAACACGAAGCAGCUGAACACGCAGCUGGUCAACGACUCUAAGAUAAUGAGUAACGAGCCACCCAGAAUAGACAACAGCUCACUAGUUUUGUUCUUAACUAUUAAUACAACGAUCACAGUUGUUGUGAAUGCCAGUGACCCUGACGGUGAUGACCUAACCUUUAAUGUAACUGGUCUCCCWGACAACKCUAAAUAUUCGACCAGYGCGAARUCCAUCUCGAUAUCUUGGCAGGUGACGGAGAACAAGCUCGAUAUUCAGUACAUCGUCACAGAUUCUAACAACGCUGUUUCAUCAGCUAAGCCAACCAUAUAUCUAUGCGCAUGUCAUAAUGAUAGCAAAUGCGAAAAACCGACCAUAUUAAACGACACAGACRCAAGCUCCAAUGACACUUUCAUUCAAAUGUUAUGCAAAUGCAGUCCUGGAUACACUGGAMGAUAUUGUGAAAKCGAUAUCGAUGCAUGUACUGCUAAUAUCAACCCGUGUUAYCCUGGUGUAACUUGCAAUGAUUUGCCCGCGCCAGCCAACAUCAUCAAUGGAUACGAGUGUGGUCCAUGUCCGAAAGGGUUUAAUGGGACGGGUGCAGACUGUAGAGAUAUAGACGAAUGCGUACAGGGGAAACAAGUGCAUGGCUGUGAACAAAACUGUGGGAAUACUCCAGGCUCGUUUGUUUGUAGCUGUAGACCCGGCUUUGAGCUUAAUAUAAACAGAAAAUCAUGCGAUGACAUAAACGAGUGCUUGCGAGACAAGGGUGGUUGUAUGCAUAAAUGUACAAACAACGUUGGAAGCUUCAGUUGCUCAUGCMACGAAAAUUUCAAGACAGAUCCACAAAACAGCAAACUGUGYAUUCCUAAGAMCCCCUGCAAAGACAACGAUCAUGGCUGCCAGGACGUCUGUUACGUYAAUGCAGACAGGCAGCAGAAAUGCUCGUGCAACCAAGGGUAUAAAUUGAAUGACAAUGGCAAAACUUGCAGCGAUAUCGAUGAAUGUUCUAUCAAUGAAUAUCGCUGUAAUCAAAAGUGCCAUAACAGCAUAGGAUCUUACACUUGUUCGUGCGUCCCUGGCUUUAAACUCUCAGAUGACAAGGUUACAUGCGUCGAUAUCAAUGAAUGCCUGGAAUUUACUUUUAACUGCACCGAUUCGUCACAAACCUGUUUGAAUACUCAAGGAUCGUACAAAUGCGUUUGUGAAGAAGGGCUAAUUUGGAUCAACAACAAGUGUACAGCUCUCAGGCCAGGGGCGACAACGCCACCUCCACCAACAGCACCAGCACCAAGGGAACCGUCAGCAUACGAGGUCGCCAACUCAGUCAACAUAACCAUGACAAACUUGAAUGCAUCUCAGUGGACAGAACCGAAGGAGUACAAGUUCAAACAAGUCGUUGCUGAAGGGGUGACUAAUUUCUGUGCACGAAGUGAAAGCUGUACUCCAGUAGCAAACCGAGUCAAGCGCGCUCUAAAUUUUGUUAACUUCCAAGCAGAUCAAGUCCAUUUGCUUCCAGGAUUCCCUCUACAAAUAAUAUCAGAACAACACAAGGCAUCGUCCCUCGUUGCUCGCAUCGCAUUGUAUGUGAACUUUCCACCAGGCGUGGUCCUCGAUUCAAACAACACAAUAAACAAAGAAAACCUCCUUAAAGCUUUGAAUGGCACAUGGGGAGAUAUUGAGAAAGCGCUUGGUGUUGAAAUUCUCAAACUAACAACAUACAAGUCAGACCAUCCAACUAAACCAAUCGAGAAGCCACGGCAAAAAGGGGAUGGACUUAAUAUAUAUGUUAUCAUUGGAGCAUCGGUUGCUGGAAGUGUGGYACUUAUUAUAUUGGUGACAAUUGUUGUUUGCUGCCGAAAACCAUCAGAUUCGAGGAAGCAGACCAAUGGGUAUCGAAAUCGUGCCACGGAAUCACAAGAAGACAUUGCUAUCGGACAAGAAUCAAUUGUAUUAAAUAGAAUGCGAGCCAAAAAUAUUGACAAUCAUGAUAUAAGAAGUUCGUCAAGGUCUUCCCGUCGUUCAACACGGGUAUCACCUUUUAAUUCCUGAAUACAAAUGCUCACUCAACAGCAGUUUCUUAAUAAUCUGGUAACUUUUUGUGCCGCAAUUUUUAGGUCUAGCUAAAGUGUUUUUAUUACUGUCGUUUCUCUUGAUCAGUGAGAGAACUUUGAAAACUAUGCAAGAUGUCCUACACAGGUCCUCUCGACUUUUUACAAUUUUUCAGUACUAAUAGAUCGUUAUGUGAAUCAAAGUAACUCAUUGCACAAUCGUCGCAUAUACAUUAGUCAAGUAUUUUAUUUAGGAUAAAAACUGUUUCAAAAAUGUUUAAAACUCAAUAAAUUAGUUAUAUUUUUAGAGGUAUGACUUGUUGAUAGAGCUGUGCUCAAGUGUUGCAAUAUAUAAGGACAACAUAUUGUAUUUUUAAGUAGUCUUUGUCAAAAGUAGUGUUUCAAACACGUUAAAUAACUUUGAAUACACCUUAUUCCAAAAUGGCUGACUAGCCCUUGAUGUCUCUUUUUAAUAAAAUUAUUCUUUUGUCUUUGAGCUUGAGCGACUUUAAAAGAAAAGAACAAGUUCAUGAAAACGAGACAUCAAGGGCUAGUCAGCCAUUUUGGAUUAAGGUGUAUAAUGACAAAGUUUAAUUCGUACCAAGACCGUCCUUGAGUUCAAUUGUUUGCUCUGAGAUAUCCUUUAUGAUGGAAAUACACUGCAUGAUUGUUUUGUGCAAGUAGAAAAAUAAUUACGCUUCUCUAUGAAGACGGGUUUCUAGUUACAUUGCCUCAAGCUGGGAUGAUCUGGGUACAAGAACUAGCGAAAAWUUCAUGUGUKURUCAAAGCAUUAGCUCUGUCCAUAUUAGGAGGUCUGCACGCAAAGGAGCACGGCAAAAYGCUGUUUGUUACUUUUAAUUUUGUAGUCUGAAUCRCGUUACUCAGCUUGAAUGGARGARCACAGAUUACUUUAUAAAUGCAAAMAGUUUGCUUUAAWUGGAAUAARUAUUAUAUACGACUUUGAA
Molecule: messenger RNA, 5686 nt
Organism: Exaiptasia diaphana
Lineage: Eukaryota; Metazoa; Cnidaria; Anthozoa; Actiniaria; Aiptasiidae
Product: mucin-like protein
Exons: 22
Coding region: 108-4721 (1537 amino acids)
Biological process (GO): cell-matrix adhesion
Molecular function (GO): calcium ion binding
Source: RefSeq, a predicted model, not a curated record